Molecule: messenger RNA, 3732 nt
Organism: Drosophila navojoa
Lineage: Eukaryota; Metazoa; Arthropoda; Insecta; Diptera; Drosophilidae
Product: 2-oxoglutarate dehydrogenase complex component E1
Biological process (GO): tricarboxylic acid cycle
Cellular component (GO): oxoglutarate dehydrogenase complex; mitochondrion
Molecular function (GO): oxoglutarate dehydrogenase (succinyl-transferring) activity; thiamine pyrophosphate binding
Source: RefSeq, a predicted model, not a curated record
UAUUAUGUAAACACAGAACUAGUUGCUUCAAAAUUCAUGUUAGAGUCAAAAUUGCAGCUCAGGCUAUAAAUUAGUUUUUGGCAGAUAUUGGCGAUGUAUCUGAAGCCUGGCCGCUUGGGACCCGCUAUAGUGAUGAAGAGUUUAACAACCAUCGACAUUACCCGAAGAUCGCUACAAAUUACCAAAGCUCUCAGCGCCACAAAGGAUAGGUCGGCCAAUCUUAAAGUGGAAAGCUUUGCCAAUGGCAGCAAUGCCAGCUAUAUUGAGCGGCUGUAUCGCAAAUGGUCCAAGGAUCCAAAUUCCGUGGAUGAGAGCUGGCACAAUUAUUUCACGGGCAAGCGACGCACGAUUAAGCAGGACAGACAGCUGAAGACCAAGCACCGGAAAUGGGAGCCCACUGCAGUUGGAACGGGAGGCUCGACUACAACGCCUGCUCCGGCAGCCGACUGGAAGUACAUUGAUGAUCACCUGGUGGUGCAGGCCAUCAUCCGGGCGUAUCAAACACGUGGCCAUCUAGCUGCUGAUCUCGAUCCAUUGGGCAUUGUCGGACCCACGGGCCAUACACCAUCUACCGAGGACAGGAAGCUGCAGGCAACCAAGGCGGUGCUGCGACAGCACUACUCUUAUGCAUUCAACGAUUUGAAUGCACUGUUUAAGCUGCCAACGACUACGUUAAUUGGUGGCGACGAACAGUUCCUCCCGCUUAGAGAAAUUUUAGAUCGUCUGGAGCGUGCAUAUUGUGGCCAUAUCGGAGUCGAAUAUAUGAUGAUAACAUCAAUUCUGAAAAGCACCUGGAUACGGCAGCACUUUGAGGUGCCUGGCGCUAUCAAUUUCAGUGCAGAGGAGAAGAAACUCAUACUUGAGCGUCUGACACGCUCGUCGGGCUUUGAGAAUUUUUUGGCCAAGAAAUACUCGUCGGAGAAGCGCUUUGGACUGGAGGGCUGCGACAUUAUGAUACCCAUUAUGAAGGAGAUAAUCGAUCAGUCGAGCAAACUGGGCGUCGAGUCGGUGCACAUUGGCAUGGCGCAUCGGGGCCGUCUGAAUGUGCUGGCCAAUGUUUGUCGCAAGCCAUUGGAUGAGCUACUGUCACAGUUCAACAGCAUUAAGGCCACAGACAGGGGCUCCGGUGAUGUCAAAUAUCAUUUGGGAUUAUUCACAAAGCGUUACAAUCGGCAAUCGAAGAAGGAUGUGCGCAUCACAGUUGUGGCCAAUCCAUCGCAUCUGGAGUUCGUCAAUCCUGUUGUGCUCGGCAAGGCACGGGCAGAGAUGUUCAUGCGCGGCGACUAUCAGGGCAACAAGGUGCUGCCCGUGUUGAUACAUGGAGACGCCUCGUUCUGUGGCCAAGGUGUUGUCUACGAGUCCAUCCAUUUGACGGAUCUGCCAGCAUAUACCACCUAUGGCACGAUUCAUGUGGUCGUCAACAAUCAGGUGGGCUUCACCACAGAUCCACGAUUCUCACGCUCCUCCCGCUACUGCACGGAUGUGGCGCGAGUUGUGAACGCGCCCAUCUUCCAUGUGAACGCCGAUGAUCCGGAGGCGUGUGUGCAUUGCGCCCGCGUUGCAGCCAAAUGGCGUGCGAAAUACCACAGGGAUGUUGUCAUCGAUAUCGUUGGCUAUCGCCGCAACGGCCACAACGAAGCGGACGAGCCCGCCUUCACCCAGCCGCUGAUGUACCAGCGCAUACGCAAUCUGAAACCCUGCACAGUUAAGUAUGCGGAGAAGCUGGUCCACGACGGUGUCAUCAAAAUGGAGGAGUAUACGGAGAUGACCGCGAAAUACGAGAAGAUAUGCAACGAAGCCUUUGAAAAGUCGCAGAAAAUCAAAACAUUUAAGAACUCGCAAUGGAUCGAUUCGCCCUGGUCGGGCUAUUUCCAAGGUCGUAAUCGCCUCAAGAUGUGUCCAACUGGAGUCAAUCUCAAGACUCUAAUGUACAUUGGCAACAAGUUCGCCUCGCCGCCGCCCACCGAGAAUAAGUUCACAGUGCACAAAGGAAUCAUGCGUAUUUUGGGUAUACGCAAAAAAAUGGUGGAGGAUAAAAUAGCGGAUUGGUCAUUGGGUGAGGCCUUUGCCAUUGGUACUUUGGUCAAGGAUGGCAUACAUGUCCGCAUAUCUGGGCAGGAUGUGGAGCGCGGCACGUUCUCGCAUCGACAUCAUGUGCUGCACGAUCAGACGAAGGACAAAGUCAGAUACAAUUCACUGCAGCAUCUCUAUCCUGAUCAGGCGCCAUAUGAUGUGUGCAACAGUUCGUUGUCCGAGUGCGCCGUCAUGGGAUUCGAUCUGGGCUACUCGAUGGCCAAUCCCAAUACGCUGGUCAUCUGGGAGGCGCAAUUUGGUGAUUUCGCCAAUACGGCCCAAGCGAUCAUCGAUCAGUUUGUAGCCAGCGGCGAGACCAAAUGGGUACGACAAUCUGGUCUAGUUUUAUUCCUACCGCACAGCAUGGAGGGCAUGGGACCAGAGCACUCAUCUGGUCGCAUCGAACGUUUCCUACAGUUGAGCAACGAUGAUCCCGAUUGUUUUCCGGUUAUGUGUGAUUCCGACUAUGUUGCUCGUCAGUUGCUCAACUGCAAUUGGAUUGUGACCAACUUGACGACGCCGGCGAAUCUCUUUCACGCCAUGCGCCGGCAGGUGGGCAUGUCCUUUCGCAAGCCCCUGAUAAAUUUCUCGCCUAAAUCUCUGCUGCGCCAUCCGCUGGCGCGUAGCCCGUUCCGUGACUUCAACGAGUGCAGCUCCUUCCAGCGGAUCAUACCCGACAAGGGCAAGGCAUCCCACAAUCCCGAGUGUGUCGAACAGCUGAUCCUUUGCAGCGGCAAGGUAUAUUAUGAUCUGGUCAAGGAGCGUGACGAUCACGACCAGGAGGCGACCACGGCCAUAGUCCGCGUAGAGCAGAUCUGUCCCUUUCCAUACGAUUUGAUCUACAAACAACUUGAGCUAUAUCCAAAGGCGGAUCUUUUCUGGGUACAGGAAGAGCAUAAGAAUCAGGGUGCCUGGACCUAUGUCCAGCCGCGCUUAGAUACGGUGCUUAUCGAGCUGAAGGCCAAUGACCGCUGUUUCCUUUAUCGCGGACGUGCACCAAACUCGGCUUCGUCCACGGGCAACAAGAUACAGCAUAUAACCGAGUAUAAUGAUCUUAUUACGAGCAUCUUCGGCGAGCUUACUGAAGAGAACAAAUGCCGCAUGGAGGAGAAGAAGAAAGCGGCAAAAUCAAAAGCGUUGAAAGAAAGUGAAGCUAAAUUGGCUAAAGAGAAAUUGGCCAAAAUGAAAGAAGAAGGUAAAGAUCCUAAGGGAGCCGGUCCAGCUGGUUCCGCGCCGCCAGCUAAGCCGCAACGUAAGCCAACAGAUAGCGCAUCUCCAGGUGAGGGUCCAUCGCCAGCAGCGCCAGCAGCGUCAGCAUCGCCAGGACGUAAAUCUGCUCCGAGCGCACCAACAAACCAACCAAGUAAAGCUAGGAAACAAAAUGUUCCGCAAGCGCCAGCGAAACAAGAGAGUCAAACACCUAAAAGAGCUGAUACUCCAAAUCCGAACAGUAGCAAAGAAGAAAAUACACCCGUUAGAAAACAACAUAGCCCAACCCCUGCCACUGAUCCCAACCGGACGAAAACUGAGGAGAAACCCUCUUCAGAAGAUCCCAACGAUUUUUGGUAGUUUCGAAACCAUACGAACAAAAUUACAAUUUUACUUAUUUGUUAUUUAAACUAAUUCAGUUUUGAAUUAUAGCAAAAUUCGUACCUAAAA